This is a messenger RNA of Mus musculus (house mouse), 3815 nucleotides long. It is a transcript of the gene Mlh1, whose product is annotated as mutL homolog 1. Gene Ontology annotation, cellular component: chromosome; nucleoplasm; MutLalpha complex. Bases 2336 to 3595 code for a protein of 419 amino acids. Gene Ontology annotation, biological process: mismatch repair; response to stress; meiotic mismatch repair. Lineage: Eukaryota; Metazoa; Chordata; Mammalia; Rodentia; Muridae. The record is from RefSeq and is a predicted model, not a curated record. The transcript has 18 exons. Gene Ontology annotation, molecular function: ATP hydrolysis activity; ATP binding; DNA endonuclease activity.
GCAGGACUGCAGUCGGCCGAAGCUGAAGGAAGAACUUGAGCGUGAGGAGCUCGAGUGAUUGGCUGACUGGGAACUCGGGCGCCAAUAUGGCGUUUGUAGCAGGAGUUAUUCGGCGUCUGGACGAGACGGUAGUGAACCGCAUAGCGGCGGGGGAAGUCAUUCAGCGGCCGGCCAAUGCUAUCAAAGAGAUGAUAGAAAACUGAUGCAAAAUCUACAAAUAUUCAAGUGGUUGUUAAGGAAGGUGGCCUGAAGCUAAUUCAGAUCCAAGACAAUGGCACUGGAAUCAGGAAGGAAGAUCUGGAUAUUGUGUGUGAGAGGUUCACUACGAGUAAACUGCAGACUUUUGAGGAUUUAGCCAGUAUUUCUACCUAUGGCUUUCGUGGUGAGGCAUUGGCAAGCAUAAGCCAUGUGGCCCAUGUCACUAUUACAACCAAAACAGCUGAUGGGAAAUGUGCGUACAGAGCAAGUUACUCAGAUGGAAAGCUGCAAGCCCCUCCUAAACCCUGUGCAGGCAACCAGGGCACCCUGAUCACGGUGGAAGACCUUUUUUACAACAUAAUCACAAGGAGGAAAGCUUUAAAAAAUCCAAGUGAAGAGUACGGAAAAAUUUUGGAAGUUGUUGGCAGGUAUUCAAUACACAAUUCAGGCAUUAGUUUCUCAGUUAAAAAACAAGGUGAGACAGUAUCUGAUGUCAGAACACUGCCCAAUGCCACAACCGUGGACAACAUUCGCUCCAUCUUUGGAAAUGCGGUUAGUCGACCGUCUGGUAGAAUCAGCUGCCUUGAGAAAAGCCAUUGAAACUGUAUAUGCAGCAUACUUGCCCAAAAACACACACCCAUUCCUGUACCUCAGGUAAUGUAGCAUCAGAUCUGUCGGGGCUCUGUGAAAGAGGUUGUCAGCCAGGGUGGGGCCUUGUCACUGCUCUGAAAGGAUGCCCUGUCCCUCCACAGGAAAAUGGCACCAUUCUCACUCAUUCAGAGACUCUGUGCUUCCUUCUACUUGGGUCAAGAAACAGCAUCCUGCCCAGUGAGGACUCUUCAACAUUUUAAAAGAUUCUUUUUCUUUGUUUAUUUGAUUUAGAGAUAGGGGAGUAAGAGAAAGAGAGAAGGAGCAAGAGAGGACACAGGACACAAGGAACACGUGUGGAAGUCAGAAGACACAUUUCUAGAAUCGGGUUUUCUUUCCUCAUUACAUGAGUUCUGGUUGGCGGGCCUGUGGUAACUGCCUUUGCCUGCCUGCCUUCUUGUAGGUUCUUGCCUUAGCUUGGCAGAUGCCAGUGGCUUCCUUAAGUACUAUAGCAGCCAUGCUUCAUCAUCACACAUAUUUGAGGGCUUGCCUGAUCUAGACCAAACCCCACACAGUCUUUAUAUCUUUUGCUUGUCUGAAAAAGCCUCUCUAAAAAUCAGCAUGAAGAAUGACCGUUCUCUGCAACACAGCUGCACAAGGGUCCAGUACAUACUGAAAUCUUUCAAGUUUGAAACCUUAGCCUUCUGGCAGAAGCUAUGUUGGAAAGUUAAUUCUCAGCUGAGCCUCUGGAACACUCCUAUGAGCCCGGUGUUUUGGACAAUUUUAAGUUUCUAGGCCAGUGUAACAAGACCCUGUCUCAAAAAAAAGAAAGUUUUCUUUGUUCUGUUCUCACUGAAAUGAGAGAAAAAGUUAAAAAUUAUGUUAAAAAUGGUUUUUAGAUGAGAGCAGACAUAUUAUGGCCAUGGGCGAGAGUAGUUUUUAUAUUUAAUGUACAGUUGGCUCCAUCAUGUGUCUCCUUGCUGGGUAAUAAAUCUGUAAUGUCAUCAGCUUGUUCUGUACCAGGCAGGAUCUAAAUAGGAGAUAGAGAACAAGGAAAGUUUAAUGAAGAAAUUAAUACUGAAGUCAAGUACCAGAGGUUUAAAUAGUGAGAGAUCAGUGACAGGAACAACAGAUGCAGAGAGCAGCCCCUCCCCAGGGCUGAGAUAUUAAUAGAGCCUCUUGCCAUUCUGGUCUCCACCACCCUGUUGCUGAGAUAAGGUCCUGAUGAGAGAAUGUGCCUGUGGCUUGCUGCACCUGGGAGAGUGCAUGAGGCAGUCCUCAGCACUAGGGAGUUGCUGUGGGGUGUACUGCCUGUAAGAAGAAACUGCUGCUGAGCUCUGUGUGCAAGAAGACCCCUCCUGUUGUCCCUGUAGUGCCCUCUACUGACAGAGCUUCAUAAUGCAAAGCAGGUUUGGAAAUCAGCCCUCAGAACGUGGACGUCAAUGUACACCCCACCAAGCACGAAGUUCACUUUCUGCACGAGGAGAGCAUUCUGCAGCGUGUGCAGCAGCACAUUGAGAGCAAGCUGCUGGGCUCCAAUUCCUCCAGGAUGUAUUUCACCCAGACCUUGCUUCCAGGACUUGCUGGGCCUUCUGGGGAGGCAGCUAGACCCACGACAGGGGUGGCUUCCUCAUCCACUAGUGGAAGUGGCGACAAGGUCUACGCUUACCAGAUGGUCCGUACGGACUCCCGGGAGCAGAAGCUUGACGCCUUUCUGCAGCCUGUAAGCAGCCUUGGGCCCAGCCAGCCCCAGGACCCUGCCCCUGUCCGAGGGGCCAGGACGGAGGGAUCUCCUGAAAGGGCCACGCGGGAGGACGAGGAGAUGCUUGCUCUCCCAGCCCCCGCUGAAGCAGCUGCUGAGAGUGAGAACUUGGAGAGGGAAUCACUAAUGGAGACUUCAGACGCAGCCCAGAAGGCGGCACCCACUUCCAGUCCAGGAAGCUCCAGAAAGAGACAUCGGGAGGACUCUGAUGUGGAAAUGGUGGAAAAUGCUUCCGGGAAGGAAAUGACAGCUGCUUGCUACCCCAGGAGGAGGAUCAUUAACCUCACCAGCGUCUUGAGUCUCCAGGAAGAGAUUAGUGAGCGGUGCCAUGAGACUCUCCGGGAGAUGCUCCGUAACCAUUCCUUUGUGGGCUGUGUGAAUCCUCAGUGGGCCUUGGCACAGCACCAGACCAAGCUCUACCUCCUCAACACUACCAAGCUCAGUGAAGAGCUGUUCUACCAGAUACUCAUUUAUGAUUUUGCCAACUUUGGUGUUCUGAGGUUAUCGGAACCAGCGCCACUCUUCGACCUGGCCAUGCUGGCCUUAGACAGUCCUGAAAGUGGCUGGACAGAGGACGACGGCCCGAAGGAAGGGCUUGCAGAGUACAUUGUUGAGUUUCUGAAGAAGAAAGCGGAGAUGCUUGCAGACUAUUUCUCUGUGGAGAUCGAUGAGGAAGGGAACCUGAUUGGAUUACCUCUUCUGAUUGACAGCUAUGUGCCACCUUUGGAGGGACUGCCUAUCUUCAUUCUUCGACUGGCCACUGAGGUGAAUUGGGAUGAAGAAAAGGAGUGUUUUGAAAGUCUCAGUAAAGAAUGUGCUAUGUUUUACUCCAUUCGGAAGCAGUAUAUACUGGAGGAGUCGACCCUCUCAGGCCAGCAGAGUGACAUGCCUGGCUCCACGUCAAAGCCCUGGAAGUGGACUGUGGAGCACAUUAUCUAUAAAGCCUUCCGCUCACACCUCCUACCUCCGAAGCAUUUCACAGAAGAUGGCAAUGUCCUGCAGCUUGCCAACCUGCCAGAUCUAUACAAAGUCUUUGAGCGGUGUUAAAUACAAUCAUAGCCACCGUAGAGACUGCAUGACCAUCCAAGGCGAAGUGUAUGGUACUAAUCUGGAAGCCACAGAAUAGGACACUUGGUUUCCAAGCUCCAGGGUUUCCAGUGCUCACUAUUCUUGUUCUGUAUCCCAGUAUUGGUGCUGCAACUUAAUGUACUUCACCUGUGGAUUGGCUGCAAAUAAACUCACGUGUAUUGGUGUGAUUUUUUUUUUU